Suillus paluster is the source of this 213-nucleotide messenger RNA. RefSeq lists its product as uncharacterized. The transcript is spliced from 2 exons. NCBI's taxonomy places the organism in Eukaryota, Fungi, Basidiomycota, Agaricomycetes, Boletales, Suillaceae. The record is from RefSeq and is a predicted model, not a curated record. Bases 1 to 213 code for a protein of 70 amino acids.
AUGCCAUCCAGGCCUGCUCCAGUAAUCCCUCCACCACUACCUCCUUCCCCAGUGUCUGUAGAGUAUUACUACUACAACAGACCCAAUAUGCCGACCCUCUUAGAGCUUGUCAAGACUGCAAGAGCUCGGUUGCUACUUCACAUGCAGGAGGUGAAGUCGAGACAGGAAGCGAAGUCAAGACGGGAGGCUAUUGUUGCAGAGGCCGCUGCUUAG